CCUAGGUUACAAGGCUGUCUUGGAAACCCUAAAUCUUUGCUUAUUUGGAACCCAAAUCUUUACCCAAUUAGCCUUUGCCAUCUAUCUGCAUCAUCCAGGGUUUCUAUUUCAUUUUAGGUUUAGACAUGUUCUUUUCAUCGUACGUGUGGCUUGAUGCUAUAAGGGUUUGAGUAUUGCCCAAUGAAGAAGCAUGUCGUGUAUGUAUAUGCAUUGCCAUCAGUCAAUUCACAUACAUUCUUCUAUUUUUUAUACAUUGAAUACUUCUUGAAAAUUGCUAAUACUUUCUUCACAGUUUCAAGUAGCACAUUGUAUAAUCAUUGUUGUUCAAGCAAUCUCAUUGGCUGCACAUUUUCCUUGGAAAUUGCCAAACUUUUCAUUUCUUCUGCAUCCACAAUUUUUCACUAAAUGUAUUCACUUUCCUUCUCCCACCAAACUCGUCCUCACUCAUCAUUAAAUAUUUCCUCUCUCAUUGCAUUGAACCAUGUUAAAUCUCAUCUUGUAACCAGAUCCUCAUCUUCCCCAGAUUCAUUCAUUAUUAGCUUUAAUGCAAGCAAAAUUCACUCCAAUCUUGCUAUGUCUCCAAUCAGUUACUGUUUCAUCGAUUGUGCAACAUAUCUGAAUGUUGAAACUGCCCAGGCAAUUGAUCAAAUUCAUGGUUCAUGUGUGCACAAAAUUCUCAGUGGCCUACACACUUUCCACAUGGAGUAUGAUCCACAUAGUAAUUUGGGGAAACUACCGCAGUGCUUUGUCCGCGAGUUUGGCAGCUUAAUUGACACACAUGUGAUGCUGCAGGAUCCUAAUGGUAAUGAGUUUCAAGUUCGUGUCCUGAAAAAGUGUAAUGAAAUGUACUUUGAACAGGGAUGGUUGGUUUUAAGAGAUUUCUAUGAUAUCUGGUUUGGAGCUUGGGUUAGUUUUACAUAUAUUAAUCUCAAGCUCUUGAUUAUAAGACUUACAACAAGAUGGGGCACCAAUGUUAAGUACCCUUUCCAUGAUCCUCCACAUAAACAUAUGCUGGCCACCACUGGUACUAAUUCUAAUAUUGGGACAUCCACAGAUCUCAGAACUUCCUCUAAUGUCCUUGUGCUACCAAGAUCUUCUGUUCGUACUUACCUUAAGAGACUGACAUUGUAUGAUGUCCAGUCUGGAAUUUUGGUCUUGCCCUGGUAUGGCUUUGGUGAAUUUGCCUUUGCAUAUACUUUCAAUGAAUUGGUUCUGGUUGAUCAUGUUGGUUGCCGGUAUCCAUGCCGCGUGCAGUUUGGCGUGGACUCUGAGGGCGAGCUGGCUUGUAAGGUUUUUGGUCGCUGGAUGGAUUUUUGCAGGAAACAUUGCUUGGCAGAGGGGCAAAAAAUUCGAUUUGCUGUUAACGAACCUACCCGAAAUUUUGUGAUGUAUGUUUGUGUAUAUCCUCAAAUAGGAAUACAAACCACUCUUAGUUAUCCUUUAAACGAUGACUCUUAUUUGCUUCUCUGUGUUUCUCAACAAUAUUUUGUGGCCUCUUCUUGA
Messenger RNA from Trifolium pratense (red clover), 1503 nucleotides. RefSeq lists its product as uncharacterized. NCBI's taxonomy places the organism in Eukaryota, Viridiplantae, Streptophyta, Magnoliopsida, Fabales, Fabaceae. The coding region runs from base 406 to 1503 and encodes 365 amino acids. The transcript is spliced from 3 exons. The record is from RefSeq and is a predicted model, not a curated record.